AACAUGUGUAUGUAACCAAAAUGUGUGUAUGUGUUAUGGCUUGCUACUAGGGGUUGAUUAACCCUUCAAUGCAUAGGAAAAAAAACUGUGUCUAGACUACUUAUGUGUCUCAUGUAAGCUAGCGCAGCUUGAUUGACAAGUUAUGGAAUCAAGGGUUUUUAUUGAAAGGCAUGAAUUAAUGUUCUUUCCCUUUCAAAAAGAUAUUUAACACUUUUAAGGAUUGCAAAUGCCAUGUUGAAGUAAAAAAUUGAACCAUUUUCCUUGUACUAUAGAAGUAAAGAGCAUCACACAAAGAGGGGAAAUGAAAUAAAGGAGCAUUAGGUGAAGGUGUGGAAAAUAGUCUAUCUCUUUUUGUUAUAGAUAUUACUAUUAAAGAUCAAUGCAUGCAUUAGUCCAACCACUACUACAUCUGGUUUGAAAUGGUCAAACACACGUAUACUUCCAAGCACUGACUUUUGCAUGUGUCACUUCCUUGACAUUGAUAAUAUAUCCAGUUGAUGGUGGCAUAUAGUUUAUUAUAGAAACUUUUAGUGUGUUGUUUGACUGUGGCAUGGGUCUAUAUAUUUGUCGAAGUGGAUGCGUUGCAUUCUUACCACUCAUCCCACACCGUAGCAAGGUUAGAGGAGCUUGUGGUUUUGCUAACUAUCCAAAACCAAAAUGUACAAGCUAUCAGCUUGCAGUUCUAUGGCUUGUGGAAUUUCCUUGCAGACUAUGGUCCUGAACAGUUGGAAAGUUCGUAAUUAUAAGCAGGGAAGUGGUCGUUGCACAAAUGUACCCCGCAAUGUAAACUUGGAAAAGCUGCAAAAUAACUAUUUGUUUCCUGAGAUUUCAAAGCGGGAGCUACAGCACCUGGAAAAGUACCCAAAUGCAAAAGUGAUUAGCCUUGGAAUUGGUGACACCACAGAGCCCAUUCCUGAGAAAAUCAGCCUUAGCAUGGCUAAUUAUGCACAUGCCCUUUCAACUGCUGAAGGUUAUAGAGGAUAUGGAGCUGAGCAAGGGAAUCAGGCUUUGAGGAAAGCAAUUGCAGAAACAUUCUAUAAAGAUGUUGCCAUAAAGGACACGGAAGUUUUUGUAUCAGAUGGUUCUCAGUGUGAUAUUUCCCGCCUUCAGCUGCUUCUAGGUUCAAAAGUGACAAUAUCUGUGCAAGAUCCAUCUUUUCCAGCUUAUAUAGAUUCAAGUGUCAUUAUCGGGCAGGCUGGUGAUUUUCAAGACAAAACCGGGAAGUAUCAGAACAUCGAGUACAUGCAGCUUGGGCCUCAAAAUAAUUUUUUCCCUGAUUUGAGAAUCACUCCAAGAACAGAUAUCAUCUUCUUUUGUUCGCCAAAUAACCCUACAGGUCAUGCUGCAACAAGGAAGCAAUUGCAGCAGCUUGUAGAUUUUGCAAGGGAUAAUGGAUCAAUUAUUGUUUUUGACUCCGCUUAUUCCACAUAUAUCUCCGAUGAUAGUCCUAAAUCAAUCUUUGAAAUUCCUGGUGCCAAAGAGGUUGCAAUUGAAAUUUCAUCCUUCUCCAAGUUUGCUGGGUUCACGGGAGUUCGUCUCGGCUGGACUGUAGUCCCUGAAGAACUCUUGUUUUCUGGUGGGUUUCCUGUCAUACAUGACUUCAACCGCAUUGUAUGCACCUGCUUCAAUGGAGCAUCCAAUAUAGCUCAGGCUGGUGGCCUAGCAUGCCUUUCUCCGGAAGGUUUUCAGGCUAUCCGGGCGGUGAUCGACUACUACAAGGAGAAUGCAAAGAUAUUGGUAGACACAUUUGCCUCGCUUGGUUUAGAAGUCUAUGGAGGUGUCAAUGCCCCAUAUGUUUGGGUGCAUUUUCCGGGUUCAAAAUCAUGGAACGUGUUUACGGAAAUCCUCGAGAAGACUCAUAUAAUAACAGUACCAGGAUCUGGUUUCGGUCCCGGUGGCACGGAGUAUAUCAGAAUCAGUGCUUUUGGGCAAAGAGAGCUCGUCAUAGAAGCAUCUUGGAGGCUGGAAAAACUCUUGUCCAAGGGAAAAUCCCCCUUUUUAACUGUCUAGAACAAAGAAUGAAGUGGUUUUCACCGGCCAUGCCAUUACCAUGGUAUAUGUAAUCCCAAACUGAUUUGGAACUUUAAGC
Molecule: messenger RNA, 2089 nt
Organism: Hibiscus syriacus
Lineage: Eukaryota; Viridiplantae; Streptophyta; Magnoliopsida; Malvales; Malvaceae
Product: aminotransferase ALD1, chloroplastic-like
Exons: 10
Coding region: 658-2010 (450 amino acids)
Biological process (GO): L-pipecolic acid biosynthetic process; systemic acquired resistance, salicylic acid mediated signaling pathway
Cellular component (GO): chloroplast
Molecular function (GO): L-lysine:pyruvate alpha-transaminase activity; pyridoxal phosphate binding
Source: RefSeq, a predicted model, not a curated record